UAAUAAAGGCUUAGUUUUCAUUAUCCAAAUUGAGAUGCACUAAAAUCAAUCUUUUUCCUUGACUGUUUUCUCAAACUAAGUAGACUUGAUUAAAGGUAACAAUCUAAAAAGAAACAAGUGCUGAAAAUGUGAAAAAAAAAUUAGCAGCAAUACAUAAUAUUCAUGUAAAUCUGAAGGAUAAUUUUGAAAACAAAAUCGAGAAUGAGCAUACGAAAGGCAAAAAUGAAUCCCAUAGCCAGCAGCUCUGAGGAAGACGAUAACAAUACCAGACAGCUAGGCAUCAUGCAUAUGAGGAAGCUGUUCGGUGAAUUCGUGCACUCGAAGGAAACCCUUAUCGAUAAGGAUAAAGAAUUCCGAAUAUACAAUAUGUUGCCUCUUUUCACCAAAAUGUUCGAUGCUUGCAGUCCGAAGGAGAUGAUAGAUAAAUUUCCUGACGUGUUACAAUUUUGUUUACAUGUAUCGAAAUUGAUGGUGACAGAAAUCAAAAGACGCGGAUCCAAUCAAAGCACAGAAGCUGCGUCUAAGAAAAUCGUAGAGUUCCUGGAGAUUGACGAAAAUGAAGAAACCAGUAAUGGAUGGAUGUUACUGACAACAAUCAACAUCAUGUCUGCUGGUGACAAGUCUUUAAUACAGAUUAUGACGAACGUGUCGAUUCCUUCAACUCUAGUGAAGUGUUUAUAUUUAUUUUUUGAUUUACCUGAAAUGAGUGAAGAAGUUGAAAACAUCAAUAAAAGGAAAUUUACUAGCAAGGAAAGGCGCAUUUUACUACAGAAACUGUUUGUGCAGGUACUGGUACGUCUAUGCUCUCAUCCAUAUCCGGCCGAUGAAUUGGCACGAAUGGACGAUCUUUCCUUGCUAUUUUCUGCAAUUACAUCUCAAUGCCCACCGUACAAUGUUAUAUGGCGAAAAUCAGCAGCUGAAGUUCUAACCACCCUUUCACGUCACGGAUUGACGAAUCAAGUAGUUGACUAUUUGCACAACAAAGGAUGCAUGUCUCUAUGUGUUGAUAAUAUGCAGAGAUCAUCACAAUUACAGCCUUUGGAAGUAGUCGAAAUGGUGGUAUCCGUAUUUUGCUUCCUGAAAGAUUCGAGCGAAGUUUCACAAAUACUAUUGGAUGAUUUUAAAUCUUGUCAAGGAUAUUUAUUUUUGGUAGAUUUUCUGAUCAAGUUGGAUCAAGAAGAUCAGAAAUCUCCCGAUACGGAAGCUGCAAUACGGAACCUGGUUUUAAUGACGGCAUCUCUCUGUAUUUGUGGAUAUAAUGAACUAAAGGUCACAUUCAACAAUAAUUCUUUAUUCCAAAUGCAAGGUUUCAAAAUGCCACAAAUAUCUGCUCGUGGUACAUGUGUGCGAAAUUUGCACGCUUUCCAGGUGUUACAGACAGUGUUCUUGAAAUCUGACAAUACUUCACUCUGCUGUAUAAUAUUGGAUGCCGUAUCUAGCGUGUACCAUUCAGACAAUGCUAACUACUUUAUUUUGGAAUCUCAAAACACACUUUGCCAAUUUUCCGAAGUAAUACACUUAAAAAGUGUUCCUGUUAGGGAACGUUUCUUUGGAUUGCUGGAGUUUAUUGUAUUCCAGUUAAACUUCGUACCUUGCAAAGAGUUGAUCUCGCUGUCCCUGCUGCUAAAAUCAAAUCAUUCCAUUGAUUGCAGUAUUCUUUGUAUGAAGACGCUCCUGAAUUUACUAAAACAUAGCAAUCUCUUCUGUGAUGUUUACCGAGAAGUUGGUGUAUUGGAAGUUUUCGUGAACUGCUUAAAAAAAUACAAAUCUUUACUGGAAACUGUUCCAUUUGAAAGUAACUCAAAUUCUACCAAAGAUCCUACCUUGGUAUUAGGAGAAAUGAUUCUAGAUGCACUGAUGAUUCUUUUGAGUGGAAAUAAUAGCAAUGCUACCGUAUUUCGAGAUAGUGGUGGUUCUAAAUGUAUCCACGACAUGAUACGGUUCGAAAGUUGUAGCAACAGUGUGUUGAAAAUCGUAAAAGAAAUGAUAGUUAACACUGGGGGCGAUGAUGAUAUGCUACGUUUACUUGAAGCUAUGCAAGUUGCUACCACACAACAGACCCGAUUAAAAAUUACAAUUCUAAAAUCAUUAGUGUCAUGCCUGCGGGACAGUCAUCGGACGCGUACUAUUUUCAGAAAGGUCAACGGGUUCAGUCAUCUAAUCAAGACCAUAGAAUCAUUGAAAGGAGUUUUCACAGAUAAAGCUGAUAAAAAUCAGUAUCAAACGUUCUUACAACUACUAUACGUUGUUUGCCAAGCACUAACAACAGCGAUGCGAUUUGAGCCAGCGAAUGCAAAGUUUUUUCAGCAAGAGCUAAGCACUUCAUCGUUUUGUAAUGCUCUUCGCGGACUAGGAUGUUUUAGUCCGACUUUGACACUUCGAAAAGAAACUCGUGUACACUUCAAGCCAUCACAGGAGGCGAGUAAAAAAUUUAACCAAAUUUUUGCCCAUAGCAUUGCGGAUUCAAGUGCUGCAUUACCAGAUCCACUAUCGCUAUCUUUUGCCUGUUUUGUUUUCCGUAUUCUACAUAAUAUUGCUUUAGAUAAUUUCGAUGGUCCUUAUGCAAUAAAUAUGUCCUCUAUGACAAAUUUAAAUGAACCUUCAACUCGACCUGACUAUAGCGACAAUGUCGGAUCCAUGACUGGCAUUAAAGGAGUGGUAACCACACUAAACCUUGCUGUGUCAAAUUUAGAACCAAUCAUAGUCCAUCCUGGAACCGUACUUUGCAUGCUGUUACUUCUUCCGUCAGUGGAAAACAGUCAACAUGAAGAACUCGGCAUAGCACUAGAAUAUUUCUUGGCAGAAGUUUUGAAAAGUCUAGUACGAAGCGAACGUAAUCAGCAAAUCCUGUGCGAAGUUGGUAUGGCUGGUGUUCUGUUAAAAGUUUGCAGGAUAGCGUUAUUAGAUGAGCAACAUAUACUCCAUUUACCAUUGCAAUACAUUUUCGAACGAUUAGCAGUACAAGCUCUGCUGCCUAAGGAGUUUCGAGAAUUUCUUCGCCUUGAUUUUCCCAUGGAAGGCAGUAGUACUGACAAUCAGGCGAAUGUAGCUUCGAUACCUUUGACUCGAAUAAAAACGUUGGUCUCAAUGACGACGCCCAGGGAUUUUCGUGCCCAUGGUUCUCAUACAUUACCACCAUUUGUUGAAAUGGAUAUGAGUUCAGAAGGCUUUGGAAGCAUUUUUCUACCAAGCCUGGCGCCACAGGCUACUACUGCUAAUAACACUCUAGAGGUAGAUGGGCAGAGCAUAGGAGGCAUUGGAUCAGGCGAUAGACAAUUCCCUCCUUCGUGUGGACUAAGCUUUUCAACGUGGUUUUGUGUGGAAAAAUUUAGCGAUUCUCGAGUAGAUCCUCACGGUAUCCGUCUUCUAACACUUAUACGCACAGCAAAUAAGCCUCGAGAGGAAAACUACGUUUGUUUGAGUAUUUUAUUGUCAGCCAAAGAUAAGGCUAUUAUAACAUCAACACAGGAAAUUCACAUGGACCAAAAUGUUGCAGAAUGGGAACCUGAUUGCUUAGAAGACUACAGUGCCAGAGUAUGGUGCCCAGACUUACUCGUCGAAGGACAGUGGCACCAUCUAGUAGUGGUGUUAAAUAAAGCUGUGGGAAAAAGUGCAAGUUUUUCACUCUACAUUGAUGGGCACCAUAUGCAUACACAAAAAAUUCAGUAUAUUUCACUGUACCCUGGAAGUCACUACACUAGCAGCUCAAAUCCUGCUUCUUCUGUGUUUGCCUAUAUUGGAACUCCACCAAUCUGGAGAAGAUAUUCAAGACUGUGCUGGAAACAAGGCGUUUGUCAUCUUAUUGAGGAUGUGUUCAAUCAAUCAACCGUAAACAAAAUAUAUGCCCUUGGUCCACAUUAUCUAGGGUCGCUGCAAGCCCCACAUGCUGAGAAAAUAUUGGAUGACUCUGUUAGUCCUAUCGUGCCCGAAGAACGUGUUAUAUUUGGAAUGAAUGCACGAGCUGUCUCGAAUUUAACGUUAUCUAAAAUCCGAAAAGUUUAUAGCAGAGUCGAUUGCAAAGCAAUUGCCAAACAGCUAGGAAUGAACUCACACGACAAUGCUACUCCGAUAAAAAUAUUACACAAUUCUGCAGGUCAUCUUGCUGGUCCCGCUCGUACACUUGGAGGAGUGAUGAUUGGCUAUUUAGGUAUACGAUGCUUCAGCCCAAACCCAGUGUCAGCCAUUAUAUACACCGUCGGCGGAUGUAGUGUACUGCUAGGCAUCAUUGCCAUGUCGCAAAAUGUGGAAAGUCUCUACGCUGGGGUGAAGGCUCUUACUUGCGUGAUAAAAUCAAAUAAAUCGACUCAAAAUGAAAUGGAUCGUAAAAGAUACUAUCAAACAUUGGGAAUGAUAUUCAAGAAAAAGAAGCAUUUGUUAAACUCUCAUAUUCUGCACCUUACGUUUAACCUAGUUGGUACUGUAAACAGUGGCCAUGAAACAUCAGCUAUUCCAAACGUCAUGUCUUUCCAGGACUUAUUAUGUGACUUUGAAAUCUGGCUUGGAGCUCCCAGUGACAUUUUAAAAUCGCUUUUGGAGCAUCUACUGGAGCUUAUAUCAGAGUCCAGUGAAAAGCGAACGAAUAUUCGUAUCAUGCGAGAUAUGCAGUGCAUUUCUAAACUAUUACACAUUGUUGAAGAUGUGUAUGACCACAAUACACGAGAAGUUCUGUUUUGCUUAUUAGAAAUACUACUGGGGCCUCAACCACGUAUAUCUGAUUUACUACUUUUUGGACAAAGUUUGGUUUAUCAUAUUCCUCAGCCGGAAGAUGAAAACGAUAAAACCCUAAACCUAGCAGAUUACACCACUGAUGGCAACACAUCUAUGCAUGAUCCUGACUUGUAUAAAAACAAAACAAUAGUACGGAAAAUUGUUUUGAGAAACAAAGGGCUAUGUAUGCUGCAUAGUAUGUUAUUCACAUCAAAAAAUACUGUCAAUGCUGUUUUAUCUGAAGAAAUUUCCAAGGUUCUUGGUUUGGACUGGCUCAUGAUGUUUAUGCAACCACAUCUCAAUUGUACGACUGUUAUAUGGGCCAUGAGAAUACUGGUUGUUCUAUGUGCUAACGAAAUGAUCAUUGGACGAUUUCGUGAAGGUAGUAUGAAUAGCGGAUAUAUGAAAAACACCGAAGUUGUUUCGCAAAACAAGGAUAUGCUGCUUUUGUCGACGACGCAAAGCGUAACUGCAUCAACUAAUUUAAAGAUGCCUCAAGAUUUAGUUACAUCAACGUUGGUUAAGACUAGUGAUGAAUCAAAAUCUCAGUUCACGAAUUGCUCCGGUUUUACAUAUCUGGAAUGGUUACUGCAGCAUCAUAUUAGCAUACCCGAAAUAUACUUUUUGCUUACGGCAAUCAUUAUGGGCCAACCUGUGAAGCUCUUAGGCACUGAGCAUAUAAAUCUAGAUCUAGAUCGCGUCUGGACCUUUUUAUGGGGUGCACCAGUAUCAGGAAUGCUUAGUGGUACAUCUACAUCGAAGAUAUCACUAUGUCCGGAAGCUGUGUGUAUACUAUUGAACAUAAUAAGAAAAAUUGUACAAACAACAAAUAAUGCCGAAUGGCUCCAUAACCACCCUAUAACGCUGGUGCAAGUUCUAUUCUCUUUGUACCACAACCUUCCUGAUUUUAUGCCUGUUGUAAUGUCGGCUGAAGUAACCACUUCAUUGGUCAGCAUAAUGUUUCCUUAUCGCAUAAAAGCGAUUGAUUCUGAAAGUAACAGCAUUUCUUCACCCUCGGGAGAGUUGGUAUCCUAUCAAGAGCUGGAAAAGAGGAUAGUGGAUAAAAAAGGUCAAAAGCUAAUAGAACAUCCUGUACGCAAAUUCGUCAUUGAUUUUCUGCGUGUUAUCGCAGUAGACUCACUAAGCUUGGCAUAUAGUGGAAAAUGCACCCCAGUUGUAGAUUAUAUACUAGAUACUCAUCCGGAAAACAGUUCAUUCGAUGCGAGGUGUGAAUUCUUGACGGAAAUAAUAACCACCCUUAUGGAUCAUCUACUGGCUGCUGAUAUUUUGGUUGGAGAACAAGCCGCUCUUCCGAUAGUUCCGUUACUUCAUAGCCAUGUACAGAACAUAGCACCAAAUGUGUUUUAUCUGACUGCUAGAAUAGUCGAUAAACUGUGGCAAAGAAGCCUCAAUAAAAACCCACAUGAAAUUUUCGAAUUUAUUAUAAAACUGAUCACCCAAGCAAGAAGACGGUCAAGUGCUAUUUCGCUAGAUAACUUGUAUCAUUCGUUAAAUCGCUGUAUCUUAUUUAUGCUAUCACGCCCGACAGACACUGUUCCAGAUCAAAUGAUGGUUAUGGAAGCGCUGCACAAAUUGACAACAAAUAGACUAAUCAUCUUCGGGGCUGGCAAUCACGAACUAGACUUUACCGGAUGUCUAACAUUCUGCUUAAUGCAACUAACUGCUAGCGAUCGCAUUCCGUUAGAUGUUAAAGACACAAAGGGAUGCUGAUCGCACAACAACUUGGCACAUCAAUCCAACCAAUGACUCAAAUGAUGUUGGGGAUAACUCACUUAAUCACCAUCAAGGAACA
This is a messenger RNA of Ochlerotatus camptorhynchus, 6520 nucleotides long. Its product is annotated as WD repeat and FYVE domain-containing protein 3-like. The transcript is spliced from 19 exons. NCBI's taxonomy places the organism in Eukaryota, Metazoa, Arthropoda, Insecta, Diptera, Culicidae. The record is from RefSeq and is a predicted model, not a curated record. Bases 202 to 6438 code for a protein of 2078 amino acids.